AUGGCAGAUCCCAGAAAUACAAGUGGUGGGAUUGAUAAUGGUGGCGGAGGAAGACAUUUGGAUGCUACCGGUCCUAGGGAAGUGGUUUAUUGUCAUCAAUGUGAGGAUGAGUGGUACAAGGAUGAACAUGGCUUAGUGGAUCCAAAUAGUGACCCUCGUCGUGGGAUGGACAAUUUUCGUAAUAUCUCGCCAUUGCGCGAUCUUGACGACCACAACCCUUGGGCCGAUGACUCAGAUCCGGAAGAAGCAGAUAUUGAGGAACAUAUUACACGUGGCCCACAUGGCUCUGUAUUGAUAUCGCAAACAAUAAGAACUAGAAGGCCAGUACCGUUUGGAGGAAACUUCAACACAAUUACGGGUGAGAUGCGUCGAAUGCGGAGCCCAGGUGGCGCUGCAGGAGAUGAUGACGCAAUGCGAGAUUUCCAGAGUAUACUGGGGAAUCUAAUGGGUCCUAAUUUGAGAUCAAGUCGCACCGGUCGAUCUGGUAAUGACGACUUAUUUCCACGCGCUGAGGAAUUUCACACUGGUGGUGGUGGAUCUGGCUUUGGAAUGGGUGGCGGUCGAGGACCUCAUAUUGCCGGUGGUCGUUACACUUUCGAGGGGAGAUUUGGAAACGGUCGUUUACGGCCAAGAGAUGCAAACAGCCCCCAGGCUCAAGGAGCACCCGUUGAGGAUUUGGCUACGCAGAGCUCAACCUUUUCUGCUCCCUACUACAUGGAAAAGUUCAGACUAUACAAAAUCUGGAACGCGGAUCUUUUCCUAAUCUUCGUCUCCAUCUUCGUGCUCGUCUCGCUUAAUACCAAUUUCCUUUCUAUACUAAUCUCUCAUUUGUUUGCUCAAAUAGGUGCGGUGCCCGCACCUGGAACACCUGGUGAAGAUGACGAGCCUCGCCGCGGUAUGCCUUUUCCGGGUGUUGUAGGCUUACCAGGACUUCUUCAAACACUUUUCAGCCACCAAAAUGCAGUACAUGGCGAUGCUGUCUAUUCGCAAGAGGCAUUCGAUCGGAUCAUGUCUCAGCUGAUGGAACAGCAUCAACAAUCCAACGCGCCUGGCCCUGCCUCUCCGGCCGCCAUCUCGGCACUCCCAAAGAAAGCUCUGGACGAAAAGAUGCUUGGUCCGGAAGGCAGAGGCGAAUGCAGCGUUUGCAUGGAUGAUGUAUUUCUUGCUACUGAAGUUGUCGUACUCCCUUGCAAGCACUGGUUUCAUGAAGCUUGCGCCAGCGCCUGGCUCAGCGAGCACAACAGCUGUCCUAUCUGUCGCAAAGGCAUUGAAGCCGAAGAGUCGUCCUCGUCUCGUCAUGCCCAUACUGCUAGGCCAAGCAAUUCAACAACUCCACAAUCCGCCAGUUCUCCAAGUAGCCGCCGUGCUCGUCUUUCUCGUCUGAAUUCAGAACAAAAUGAUUUGAUGGCCCGAAACGAAGCUCGUUUGGAUUUUCUCCGUAAUAGUCACUUAACAGGCCCUUCUUCAGCAUCUCCUUUAUCAGAAAGGAGGGAAGCGGAAAGAAUGGAAAGAAGGGAAGCGGAAAGACAUGCAGAGAGAGUAGCAGAACAAGCCAUUGAAGAUAGUAUAUUUUCUAAUUCUUCUCGAAGCGAACACAUGCCAGGUAUAUUUCCAGGUAGCAAUGCAUCGACACCUACGUCGACAUUGCACAGAAGAGAUUCGGGCUUAAGUACGGGUACGAACGAGCCACGAAGAGGAAUUGGAAGUUCCCGUCAGAGUUCAUCGAGAGAUAGAUCAAGGAGUCGAAGGAGUGAAAGGAGUGAAAGUGAUAGCUCAGUUAGGGGAGAGGGAAACGGAAAUGGAAAUGGGAAUGGGAAUGGAAAUGGGGGGUUUGCUGGAUGGUUAAGGGAUCGUUGGAGUAGGAGGCAGGAAUAA
This is a messenger RNA of Sclerotinia sclerotiorum 1980 UF-70, 1875 nucleotides long. RefSeq lists its product as hypothetical. The record is from RefSeq and is a predicted model, not a curated record. Bases 1 to 1875 code for a protein of 624 amino acids. The transcript has 4 exons. Lineage: Eukaryota; Fungi; Ascomycota; Leotiomycetes; Helotiales; Sclerotiniaceae.